UCUCUAGCUCCGGCCUUGACCACCUCUCUGCUCACUCGCUCCAGCGGUUCCCCAGUGGCUCAGGAGCUCGGGAGCCCACGUCUGACCUCCCAGUCAUGAGCAGGACCAGGACAUCCCUUCUCCUGUUGAUGGGCGUGGCUUCCUCUCUCUGCUUCAACUUGGACAUUGACAAGCCGACCAUCUUCCCCAUGCACAGCGCCGGGUUUGGACACAGUGUGGUCCAGUACGCCAACGGGGUGGUGGUGGGAGCCCCCCUGGAGAUAAAGGCUGUCAACCAAACCGGUGGCCUCUACCGGUGUGACUACAGCACGGCCACCUGUGAGCCCAUCCAGCUGCAGACCCCCCCAGAGGCUGUGAACAUGUCCCUGGGCCUGUCCCUGACAGCUGCCACCACACCCCCUCGGCUGCUGGCCUGUGGCCCCACCGUGCACCAUGCAUGCAACGAGAACAUGCACUUGGCCGGGUUCUGCUUCCUGUGGGCCUCCUCUUCCUGGCCGACCCAGAGGCUCCCAGAUGCCCUGCAGGAGUGCCCGAGGCAGGAGCAGGACAUCGUGUUCCUGAUCGACGGCUCAGGCAGCAUCAAACCCAUGGAGUUUACCCAGAUGCUGAACUUCGUGAAGGCUGUGAUGAGCCAGUUCCAGAGACCCAGGGCCCAGUUCUCCCUGAUGCAGUUCUCCAGCACCUUCUGGGUUCACUUCACGUUCAAGCAAUUCUCGCAGAGCUCAAACCCACUACGGCUGCUGGACUCUGUGACCAAGCUGGAUGGGCGCACAUACACGGCCUCAGCUAUCCUGAGGGUCACAGAAGAGCUGUUCAGUGCCCAGAAGGGGGCCAGACAGGACGCCUCCAAGAUCCUCAUCGUCAUCACGGACGGGGAGAAAGUAGGCGACAACCUGGAAUAUGAGAAUGUCAUCUCCCGGGCCGAGGACAAGGGCAUCGUCCGCUAUGCGGUCGGGGUGGGGUCGGCUUUUCAGAAAGCAAGCGCCUUCGCAGAACUGAACGCCAUCGCGUCCAGGCCCUCGCAGGAGCACAUAUUCAGAGUGGACAACUUUGAUGCUCUGAGAGACAUUCAAAAGCAGCUGAAAGAGAAGAUCUUUGCCAUUGAGGGUACCCACACCGUGAGCAGCAGCUCCUUCCAGUUCGAGAUGUCCCAGGAGGGCUUCAGCGCGGUGCUCACGCCUGUGAGUGGGCCCUUCCGGCACCGGUCCCCCUCAGGUUACUCCACCGAGCUGGCCCUUUGGAAGGGGGUGCAGAGCCUGGUCCUGGGGGCCCCCCGCCAUCAGCACACCGGGAAGGCCGUCAUCUUCACCCAGGCGGCCGGGCAGUGGAGGCCGAAGGCUGAAGUCACAGGGACCCAGAUUGGCUCCUACUUCGGGGCCUCCCUCUGCUCCGUGGACGUGGACAGAGAUGGCAGCUCCGACCUGGUCCUCAUCGGGGCUCCCCAUUACUACGAGCCGACCCGGGGGGGCCAGGUGUCCGUGUGCCCCUUUCCCCGGGGGGCCAGGUGGCAGUGCCGGGCCAUUCUCCGUGGGGAGCAGGGCCACCCCUGGGGCCGCUUUGGGGCAGCCCUGACCGCCAUGGGGGACGUGAAUGGGGACAAGCUGACGGACGUGGCCAUCGGGGCCCCGGGGGAAGAGGAGAACCGGGGUGCUGUGUACCUGUUCCACGGAGCCUCGGGGCCGGGCAUCAGCCCCUCCCACAGCCAGAGGAUCACAGGCUCCCAGCUCUCCCCUGGGCUCCAGCACUUUGGACAGUCGCUGAGCGGGGGCCAGGACCUCACCCUGGAUGGCCUUGUGGACCUGGCCGUGGGGGCCCAGGGGCACGCACUGCUGCUCAGGACCAGACCUGUGCUCAGGGUGUGGGUGGAGAUCCGCACAACACCCACAGAGAUUGCUAGGUCUGUGUUCGAGUGUCGGGAGAACACAGCCUCCAUCCGGGACCUGGGUGAUGCCAGAGUCUGCCUUCGUGUCCAUGAAAGUCCCAGGACCCGGCUGGGUAACCUCCAAAGUGAUGUGACCUUUGACCUGACCCUUGACCCUGGCCACCUGAGUCCCCGAGCCAUCUUCAAGGAGACGAACACUCGGCAUCUGAGUCGAGUCAGAGUCCUUGAUCUGAGACAGCACUGCGAGGACGUGAAGCUGCUGCUCCCGGCUUGCGUGGAGGACGCGAUGAUCCCCAUCACCUUGAGUCUCAAUUUCUCCCUGGUGGGCAAGCCCAUCCCAUCCUUUGGGAACCUCCAGCCUAUUCUGGCCCCGGACACCCGCAGACACUUCACGGCCUCUCUCCCCUUUGAGAAGAACUGUGGGGACGACCGUGUCUGCCAGGACGACCUUGGCAUCACCGUUGACGCCUCUGGCUUGGAGACCCUGGUGGUGGGGAACACCCUGGAGCUGAACAUGGGAGUGAAAGUGUGGAAUGAUGGUGAGGACUCCUAUGGGACCACGGUCACCUUCUCCUACCCGCCAGGGCUGUCCUACCGACGGGCAACAGUCAGCCAGAGCCGGCCACAGUCACGCUCCCUGCAACUGGCCUGCGACAGCGGGAGCCAGGACGCCUGGAGCACGCGCUGCAGCCUCAAACACAUCAUCUUCCGCGAGGGAGCUCAGGUCACCUUCGUGGCCACCUUUGACGUCUCCCCCAAGGCCAUGCUGGGAGACCGGCUGCUUCUAACGGCCAACGUGAGCAGUGAGAACAACUCCCCCAGGACCAGCAGGACCACCUCCCAGCUGGAGCUGCCGGUGAAGUACUCCGUCUACACCGUGGUCAGCAGCCACGAAGAAUCCACCAAGUACCUCAACUUCUCGGCCUCGGAGGAGGAGGGGAGCAGCGUGACCCAGCUCCGAUACCAGGUGAGCAACCUGGGGCAGAGGGACCUGCCUGUCAGCAUCUACUUCCUGGUGCCUGUGGAGCUGAACCAGGUGGCGGUGUGGACAGAGCUGGAGCUCCUCUACCCCCAGGGCCCAUCUAUGAACUGCUCUUCAGAGAGAACAGUGCCCACAGAGGCCGACCCCCGGGCCCACAUGCAGAAGAAUCCCGUGCUGGACUGCUCCGUUGCUGCCUGCCGGAGGUUCCGCUGUGACGUCCCCUCCUUCGGCACCCAAGAGGAACUGGACUUCACCCUGAAGGGCAACCUCAGCUUCGGCUGGGUCAGCCAGACUCUGCAGAAGAAGGUAUCGGUGGUGAGUGUGGCGGAAAUCACGUUCGACAGAUCUGUGUAUGCCCAGCUCCCGGGCCAGGAGGCGUCUCUGAGAGCCCAGACGGAGGUGGUGCUGGAGAAGCAGGAGGUCCACAACCCCGUGCCCCUCAUUGUGGGCAGCUCCGUGGGAGGACUGCUGCUGCUGGCUCUCAUCACAGCCAUACUGUACAAGGUUGGCUUCUUUAAACGUCAGUACAAAGAGAUGAUGGCGGAAGCAAAUGAACAAGCUGCCCCAGAAAAUGGACCAUCGGACCCCCAAGGUGGCCAAUAAGAAACUCCCUCCUGUUCUCUUUUGGACUUGCUCUGCCCUGAGAGGCUUCCUGGCCCUUUUACUCCCGCCUGCCAGGCUUGAGGGGGAACAAAUGUCCCACAGGAGGGAGGCUGGCAUCGGCUGCUUUCUCUCUUUGGAGGAUGAAGUUUAUUUGCACAAAGCGUCUCGCCUGGGAAGGGCCAUUUGUCUUGUCAAAGCUCCAGAUGGAAACCCCAGGGCAGGAUCCCUGCCAUGCCCCCCGAGCACGUGACCUGAAAUUUCUACCUGGAAAUACAUGGACCAUAGCCCCCAGCUCCAUUCUCCCUUCCUCCACUAGCCACCAGUGAUCUCGCUAAAAUGCAGUAUUGUUUUUUGUGAUUAAAAAAAAAUAAAGAAAUGUAUUGGACUGA
Myotis brandtii (Brandt's bat) is the source of this 3856-nucleotide messenger RNA. RefSeq names its product integrin, alpha X (complement component 3 receptor 4 subunit) (gene ITGAX). Bases 96 to 3467 code for a protein of 1123 amino acids. Lineage: Eukaryota; Metazoa; Chordata; Mammalia; Chiroptera; Vespertilionidae. The transcript has 29 exons. Gene Ontology annotation, cellular component: external side of plasma membrane; integrin complex. The record is from RefSeq and is a predicted model, not a curated record. Gene Ontology annotation, biological process: cell-cell adhesion; cell-matrix adhesion; cell adhesion mediated by integrin. Gene Ontology annotation, molecular function: integrin binding.